This is a messenger RNA of Raphanus sativus (radish), 940 nucleotides long. RefSeq lists its product as uncharacterized. Bases 30 to 707 code for a protein of 225 amino acids. Lineage: Eukaryota; Viridiplantae; Streptophyta; Magnoliopsida; Brassicales; Brassicaceae. The record is from RefSeq and is a predicted model, not a curated record. The transcript is spliced from 5 exons.
GUGUUUGGGCUUACAUUUUAGUGCUAGGGAUGGCCCGAUGGAGAGUUAUCCCUGUAGACCUAAUUUGCGUCUUGGUGGAAGCUGUCGUGUUCUUUCAUCAAUCGGCGGUGAGAUGUCGUAUGAGCUUCUCCGAAACGGUCUUAUGUAUGCUUCAUGGCAGCUCUUUAAUGGUUCUCAUCUCCACCACGUCGUCUUUAAUGUCUAGCUUCAACCCAAAGUCGGAGAUUUCUGGAUAUAAAUAUUCCGGCCGGUGCUCAUCCACCGUCGAAAGUAGGCUUCUGAGGUUCUGGGAGGCUGAAAACGUGAAACGCGGCGGUGAGCUCAUGUGGAUCGACAUGCUGAUGGUUGACGUCAAUGGGGAUCAGCAAUCGAUGUCAAGGAAACACUGGAUGAUGACAUAUAUGUGCUUAUCUCCAGCUUUAGUUACCAAUGCUUAUACCUUCGUCUAUGUACAAAACGCAGCCGCUUUAGACAAGAAACCAGAAGUUUACUGUAACUGCCAGAGCAUUGGAAAAUGGAAAGCUCUCAACCGAAAAGGAUCCAAAGAUGUGUAUGAGUUUACUGAAUGUCCUAACUGUUACCCUCUGGCAAACAACAAAGGACUCCUUAGAAGGCCUGGUGCUCAUGAGCUCCUCGAUACGAUGUACAAUGGUCGUCUUCUUCUCAAUUCACGAGCAGCAGAGGCAAUAGAAGAGGAAGAAAAGUAAUACAUUGGGGAUGGCAUGGGAAGCUAUAGGAGAAUGGGAUGCGAGAACAUGUUUUUGUAAUAUGCUGCUAGCUAGCUUUGUAUUGUUAAUUCUUUAUAAACCAAAGAAUUUUCUUUUUCCUUAGACAGUCUUGACGACUCAAUUUCACGUUUCCUACAUUAAUUAUUUGUCUCUAGACAAAUGAGGGAUACUUAUAAAUUCCUGUUGAUUAUUUCAAGUAAAUUAAAGACAGC